AAUCCAUUGUUACCUAUUGUAAAGGAAUGGAUUGUAGCAUCGUACCCUGGGAACCUGGUCUCCAUGUGUGUCCAGGGACAACUGCAAUCCACUGUACCCAAAAAACAUCGAUUACUUCCUAAAUCGGAAAAUCCCUCCACUGCACAGAGAGAGAGAGAGAGAGAGAGAGAGAGAAAGAUGGCAGUAGAAAGCUUCGUGGAGAUAGGAAUACCUCAGCAGAGAUGCUACAAUGGCAGCGUCUUCCCCACUGUUCUAUCCCCAAACCCCGCCUCUCACUUCGAUCUCUCUGCCCUCACCCAGGCCGUCAAGGCCCACAAGCCGUGGGUCGAAGCUCGCCUCCACUCCGCCGGCGCCCUUCUCCUCCGGGGCUUUCCGGUUGCCACGCCCUCCGAUUUCAACGACGUCGUCGAGGCCUUCGGCUUCCCCGAGCUGCCCUACGUCGGCGGCGCCGCCCCUCGCUCCAACGUCGUUGGUCGGGUCUUCACCGCCAACGAGUCGCCGCCCGAUCGGAAGAUUCCGUUCCAUCACGAAAUGGCUCAGGUUCCUGAGUUUCCUUCCAAACUGUUUUUCUUUUGUGAAGUAGAACCAGCGAGUGGGGGAGAAACUCCAAUAGUUCGUAGCCAUAUUGUCUACAAGAGGAUGAAAGAGAGAUACCCAGAAUUUGUUGAACGAUUAGAGCAACAUGGGUUGCUUUAUACACGGGUAUUGGGGGAAGAGGAUGACCCUUCAUCUCCAAUUGGCCGUGGGUGGAAAUCAACAUUCUUGACCAAAGACAAGAACACGGCAGAGGAGAGGGCUGCUGGUCUGGGAAUGAAGUUGGAGUGGUUGGAGGAUACAGUGAAAACAAUUAUGGGUCCAAUCCCAGCUAUUAAAUUUGAUGAAACGCGACAACAGAAGAUAUGGUUCAACAGCAUGGUGGCUGCCUAUACAGGCUGGGAAGAUGCACGUAACGAUCCUGUGAAGGCUGUCACCUUUGGGGAUGGCAAACCACUGCCAGCAGAUAUCAUCUACGACUGUCUGAAAAUACUUGAUGAGGAAAGUGUUGCCAUUCCAUGGCAAAGGGGUGAUGUUUUGCUGCUGGAUAAUUUGGCUGUCCUUCAUUCCAGACGAUCUUUCGACCCACCUCGUCGAGUGCUGGCUUCGCUGUGCAAGUAGAACAGCCGUAUUCUCCACACUUGCAUUAGGUCACCAUGCAGCUGAGGGUGUAUGAAUUUUGGCUACGUCUUCCUUCUAGUUGUAUACUCGUCUAAUCUGUAUCCAUGUGGUCUAUACAGCUUUGAUUGUCCAAUAUAAGAAUUCGCACAUUGCUUGUAAUAGAACAAAAAGGUUGUGUUCUCCAAAAUGAAAUGGCUUUUGUUUAUGGCUGAA
Messenger RNA from Malania oleifera, 1368 nucleotides. Its product is annotated as clavaminate synthase-like protein At3g21360. Gene Ontology annotation, molecular function: oxidoreductase activity. Bases 64 to 1155 code for a protein of 363 amino acids. The transcript has 3 exons. Lineage: Eukaryota; Viridiplantae; Streptophyta; Magnoliopsida; Santalales; Ximeniaceae. The record is from RefSeq and is a predicted model, not a curated record.